Phyllotreta striolata is the source of this 994-nucleotide messenger RNA. Lineage: Eukaryota; Metazoa; Arthropoda; Insecta; Coleoptera; Chrysomelidae. The record is from the annotation of a GenBank genome assembly.
CUUUUAACCUAACAUUUUCGUAGUAUAGUUUGUAUUUGUAUACAAAAUGCAUCGAAAUUAGCAAUAAUUUCAAUAAAUUAGUGCAUUUUGGCUGCUUAUAAAUGGCGAACCGUACGGUAAAAGACGCCAAAUCGAUACACGGCACGAAUCCGCAGUAUUUGGUGGAGAAAAUCAUCCGGUCGCGCAUCUACGACUCCAAGUACUGGAAGGAGGAAUGUUUCGCUUUGACGGCGGAGCUCCUGGUGGACAAAGCGAUGGAAUUGCGGUUCGUGGGAGGCGUGUUCGGCGGCAACAUCAAGCCGACGCCGUUCCUCUGCUUGACGUUGAAGAUGUUGCAGAUCCAACCCGAGAAGGAUAUCGUGGUGGAAUUCAUCAAAAACGAGGAAUUCAAGUACGUGAGAGCGUUGGGGGCGUUUUACAUGAGGCUCACGGGGUCGUCUUUGGACUGCUACAAAUACCUCGAGCCGCUUUACAACGAUAACAGGAAAUUGAGAAGACAAAAUCGAUCAGCGCAGUUUGAACUCGUACACAUGGAUGAAUACAUCGAUGAAUUGUUGAGAGAAGAAAGGGUUUGCGAUGUGAUUUUACCUAGGAUUCAAAAGCGAGCGGUCUUGGAGGAAAAUAACGAAUUGGAGGCUAAAGUUUCAGCUUUGGAAGACGAUCUCGAUGAGGAUAUAGAAAUUGAAGAUGAGGAAGAAACUGUCAAAUACAACUUGGAAGAGUCCGUUGCAAAGGAACCAAAAGAAGUUAAAAGAAAGGAGAGGAAGAGAGAUAGGAGUCGAUCGAGGGAGCGGAACAGAAGCAGAGACAGAGAUCGGCACAAAAAGGAAAGAGAUCGCGAUCGCGAAAAGGAGAAAAGGGAUAAAGAUAGGGACAAAGACAAAGAAAAGGACAGGAGAGAUAGGGACAGACGAAGAGACGACGACAGAAAAAAGAGAUAAUUAAUUUAAGAUUUUUUUUUCUAUUGGAACAUGAACUAAACUUUUAAAAUGUG